Messenger RNA from Carica papaya (papaya), 735 nucleotides. Its product is annotated as phylloplanin-like. NCBI's taxonomy places the organism in Eukaryota, Viridiplantae, Streptophyta, Magnoliopsida, Brassicales, Caricaceae. The record is from RefSeq and is a predicted model, not a curated record.
UGUAGCCAAUCAUUCAUAUACAUACACAUAUCAGCUAAUCAGAUGGCCUUCAAAUCAUCACUUCUCUUUACUUUCCUCUUGAUUUCUGCAAUCUCAGCCCCCAUCGCUCAAUCCCAGCUUGGUCUAAUCGGUCAACUCCUUGGUUUGAUCCGCAUCACAGGCACCGUCUUCUGCACCUCCAAUGGCAAUCUUAAUGUCGGUGUAAAUGCCUCAUCAACCCCUGUUUUCCCUAAUGCUGGUGUGCAGCUGCAAUGCGGUGGAAAGGUGGUGUCGAGUGCAACAACAAACGGGUCGGGUGUGUUCUCGAUGGUCUUGGAUCCGCUACAGUAUAUACUUUCAUCGGUGCUGGCUAACUGCAAGCUCGCCGUGACUACGCCGCUGGCCAAGUGCGACGCUAACUUGCCGGAUCUCGGCCAUUUGCUUUCUUCCUUGCAGUUCGUCGGAAACACGCUUCUUGGCCUCCUCAAUGUCGCCAACCUCGUCCCUACGGGAUUUCAAUUCGACCCAUCAACUUGAAUACUUCGUUGGGAAACUAUAUAUCUAUAUAUAUUCUUAUGAUGAACAGGACUGCAUUAUCUGUAUAUCAGACGUACGUACAUACGACCAUUCACCACUGCUAGUUAUUAGGUAAUUAGCAGUAGUACUUGGUAAUGAUAUAUAUAUAUAUAUAUAUGAAUAAGGUCAUAUUGUGUUUUAAUUUAAGAAGUCCUUUAUAAUUAAUUAUAUGUUUGUAAU